AAAACCGAACACCCGCCGAGGAAUCAAACCAAAGCAAAAACAGAAAAGCCAACGCAAAGCAUAAUCUUCUUCUGUAAUGUAGUACCCGCAAUUUCUCACUAAAACCCUAAACCUCAAUCCUCUAAUUUCUGGGUUUCUGAAUCCAGGAAACAAAAACACAAACAAUUGGCAAAUGUCUCACUCUCACCCAUUGCCCCUGAAGAGACAAGGUGAACACUUGUCCGAUGAUGGCGCCUCUGCCAUAAAGCCUUCUCGCCUCAAAAUUGCAAUACCCUCUGAGGAUACCGACAAGAAGAAUGCGAACAGGAGGCUUAAAGAUGUUGAAAUUUGUGUCCCGAUAGUGUAUGGGACUAUUGCAUUCUAUCUGGGUAGGAAGGCCAGUGAGUCUCAAUCCCAUAAGUGGACGGUCUAUGUACGUGGAGCUUCCAAUGAAGAUCUUGGGGUGGUGAUAACGCGGGUUGUGUUUCAGUUGCAUCCUAGUUUCAAUAACCCCACUAGAGUUGUUGAAUCGCCACCGUUUGAAAUAUCUGAAUGCGGUUGGGGUGAAUUUGAAAUAUCCAUCACCCUCUUUUUCCACAGUGAUGUCUGUGAAAAACAGUUGGAUUUGUUUCACCAUUUGAAAUUAUAUCCAGAAGAUGAAUCUGGGCCUCAGUCAACGAAGAAACCUGUUGUUGUUGAAUCUUACAAUGAGAUUGUCUUUCCUGAACCCUCUGAGGGAUUUCUCGCACGUGUGCAAAAUCAUCCUGCUGUUGUUGUGCCUAGGCCUCCUGUCGGUUUGAAUUUACCUAGCCCUGUACCAAUUGAUGCUAUGAAUGACAAGGAGAGAGGUGACACCAAAGAUCAUCCUCUAAGCCAGUGGUUCAUGAACUUCUCAGAGGCUGAUGAACUCUUAAAACUUGCAGCAGCUCGCCAGCAGGUGCAAUCACACAUUGUUAAGCUACGAAGACAAUUAAGUUUGAUGGAAGGGCUACCUCAGCUGUCAAAACCGCCCUCUGGUUAUGAAUGUACAUGAUUUUUAUUUUAAUAAUUUCUGGAGCUUCCGUUUAGGGUUAAACUGGGAAGAUUAGUGAUGAAUAAUUAUGUAUAUAUGCUCGUCAUCUUCCUUGUAGAUUGAAUUGAAUAUUUCUAUAUGGAGAAGACAAAUAGAUUGGAGUUUUAGAAGAAUGGUCAUGGUAAGUGAAAUUUAUGCUUAAAAUCUUAAAUGGUGAUAGAUACGUGUAUUAGCUGUACUUUUGAGGAGUUUAAUAUGUUAUCUCUAGUUUAGAUUUCUUUCACUUUAAUCAUCUAGGCCGAACUUA
Messenger RNA from Gastrolobium bilobum, 1298 nucleotides. RefSeq names its product transcription initiation factor TFIID subunit 14b-like. Lineage: Eukaryota; Viridiplantae; Streptophyta; Magnoliopsida; Fabales; Fabaceae. The transcript is spliced from 6 exons. The record is from RefSeq and is a predicted model, not a curated record. Gene Ontology annotation, biological process: regulation of DNA-templated transcription. The coding region runs from base 173 to 1012 and encodes 279 amino acids.